Messenger RNA from Euleptes europaea (tarantolino), 1122 nucleotides. Its product is annotated as C-X-C chemokine receptor type 1-like. The record is from RefSeq and is a predicted model, not a curated record. The transcript is spliced from 2 exons. Lineage: Eukaryota; Metazoa; Chordata; Lepidosauria; Squamata; Sphaerodactylidae. Gene Ontology annotation, cellular component: membrane. Gene Ontology annotation, molecular function: C-X-C chemokine receptor activity. Bases 1 to 1122 code for a protein of 373 amino acids. Gene Ontology annotation, biological process: immune response; G protein-coupled receptor signaling pathway; neutrophil chemotaxis.
AUGCUGCAAGAAGUGGCAGGGAUUGCUACGGCCCAGAACAAGACAGUCAAAAUGGAAGACCUGAGUUUGGGCGGUGAAGAUUUGUCUGGCCUAUUUGAUUACAGUUCUUAUGACUACACUGGAAUUCCUACCCAUGCAGCAGCCCCCUGCAGAUCCGACAGUAACUCAGCUGUGCUGAAGUACUUUGUGGCAUUCUUCUAUGUCCUGGUAUGUCUUCUGAGCCUGGUGGGGAACUCCUUGGUGGUGCUGGUGAUCACCUACAACAAAGGAAACCACUCUGUUACGGACGUGUAUCUGCUGCACCUAGCCAUAGCUGAUUUGCUCUUUGCGCUCACCUUGCCAAUCUGGGCUACUUUCCGAGCUCAUGAAUGGAUCUUUGGCAAUGUCAUGUGCAAAGCCACUUCAGUCCUGAAGGAAGUAAACUUCUACAGUGGUGUCCUCCUGUUGGCCUUUAUCAGCAUUGACCGUUACCUGGCAAUAGUUUAUGCUACACACGCAGUCACUGAGAAAAGGCAUUGGGUCAAAUUUGUCUGCUUUGGCAUCUGGCUUUUUUCUUUCCUUAUUUCCUUCCCUAUGGUUGUCUUCCGUAAUGCUUUCCGACAUAACUCCUCUUCAGAAAUGGUUUGUUAUGAGGAUAUCCAAGGGGAGAAAACAUCUGAAUGGAGGGUGAUAUUGAGAAUCCUUCCACAAGUAUUUGGGUUCAUCAUCCCUUUGAUCAUCAUGUUCUUUUGCUAUGGCGUGACAGUACACAGACUCUUCCAGACUAAGAACAGCCAAAAGACUAAAGCAAUGAAAGUCAUCAUAACCAUAGUGGUGGUCUUCCUGCUCUGUUGGCUGCCCUACAAUAUCUCUCUUCUUGCUGACACCCUGAUGAGGAUCAACGUUAUUGGCGAAACCUGUGACCGUCGUAAAAGCAUUGAUGUUGCAAUUUCAAGCACCGAAAUCCUGGGAUUUGCUCACAGCUGUAUAAACCCUAUCAUAUAUGCCUUUAUAGGGCAAAAGUUCCGGAACAACUUCCUUAAAAUCUUGGCCACACGAGGUAUCAUCAGUAAAACUGCCCUGUCACGGUACAGGAAGGGAUCUGCCUCUUCUACCUCUGGUAUUACUUCGACAACCCUCUAA